Molecule: messenger RNA, 3497 nt
Organism: Ctenopharyngodon idella (grass carp)
Lineage: Eukaryota; Metazoa; Chordata; Actinopteri; Cypriniformes; Xenocyprididae
Gene: phyhip
Product: phytanoyl-CoA hydroxylase-interacting protein
Exons: 7
Coding region: 395-1396 (333 amino acids)
Cellular component (GO): cytoplasm
Molecular function (GO): protein binding
Source: RefSeq, a predicted model, not a curated record
GUGAUUGAGGAAAUCUCUUCAUUUGUAGUUCAGUGUGAUGUAAAAUUGAAUUUGCUAUUGGUCAGUCACUGUGAAGAUGGAGCGAUUGUGUCGUGUUCUGCAUCUGUGUGUGUGUGUGAGUUGGAUCAUGCAAGACUGUAGAAGAAACAUAGAUGCCCAGAGAGAGAGAGAGAGAGAGAGAGAGAGAGAGGGAGGCGAUAAGUGAAAGUGAACAAGUGAGGGCAAACGAGAAUCCCCUCGCAUUCAGUUUUCAUCCUCAUUUAAGGAGCUGUGCAGCAGUGAAAGAGAGGAAAAGACGAAGAAUCAGAGCCACGCUCAUUCACACAGCCUCUGUCAGCAUUUCCCUUCCUCAUCACAGCUGCUUCUGAACACAGAGUCGCAGUGAAUUCAGGUGAUGGCUGAAGUGGAGCUGCUCUCCACACCCAAUAAUAUUCAGAUCAGUGAGGUGAGCUGUGACUCGUUCCGGAUCACCUGGGAAAUGGCCCAUGAGGACACGUCCCGAGUGACGCAUUACUUCAUCGACUUGAGCCGUAAAGAAGGCAGCGAGCCCAAUCGCUUCAAGCACAGAGAUGUUCCCACCAAGCUAGUGGCAAAAGCAGGACCUUUGCCAAUGGCUGUGAGAGGUCACUGGUUCCUGAGUCCUCGAACGGAGUACUGUGUCGCUGUGCAGACCGCCAUCAGACAGCCUGACGGAGACUACCAAGUGUCUGAAUGGAGCCAAGUAGUGGAGUUCUGCACUGGGGAUUAUGCCAUGGAACAUCUCCAGCAGCUGUUAGAUAAAGCUCAGGCCGCUGCUGGGAGGCUGCUCAGGUUCUCCGUGUUCUACCGCAAUCAGAAUCCUGAAUACUUCCAUUAUGUGAGAUCAGAGUGUGGAGGUGCAAUGCUCCCAUCUCUCAAAGACAGCAGUGGAAGUCACGGCUCUCCCAUCAACGGAAAGCUACGCGGCAUCUUCCUCAGCUGCAAUACAGAAUUCGACACAGGCCUCCCUCCCAAAGACUCCCCGUACGGCCCUCUGCGCUUCCAAAUUCCUGCCGAACGUCUCCUCAACGCGAGUACAAACCUCUACUUCUCUGACUUCUACUGCAUGUACACGGCUUACCACUAUGUAGUGCUGGUGCUGGCCCCUGCUGGAUCAGAGGGGGAUGACUUUUGCAAGAGCCGUCUUCCUCGACUGGACCUAACAAGCAAUCCCUUCCUGAUGUACACGGCUGGAGACGUACCCGUGUUCUGUCACGCCAGCGAUGUCAUUCUGGAGGUGAUGUUCACAGAGCCCUUGCUUCUGGAGCAUGGCGUCCUGGCUCAGAUCAGCGGCCGUCACCAGCUCAUGAGCCUCUCUACUGCCAACGCCAAAAAAGACCCAAGCUGUAAGGUGUGCAAUAUCAGUGUGGGACGAUGAACUGUGAAUGCAAGCUGUCAUAGGAAGUGCAACCGGAAAAAUACCGUACCACAGAACCUCAUUGACUCUGGUUUGGAAAUGGACGUUCUCAUCAGAACAUGAUCAAACAUUCACACUGUGGGGUUUGUUUUAAAACAUGCCAAAGGCUUUCACCGAAAGAGGUAAGAAUAAAUUAUAAGACCAUGAGAAUUGAAUGAGGUCAUGGCCUCUUGUUACGAAACCAAGCCAUAAGACCUGUGAGUCAACGGUUCAGAUCUUAAAGGGACAGUUCACCCAAAAAUGUUUCUUCAUUUACUUUGUCUUUUAAAACACAUAUUUAGAGCUGCAUGAUUAAUUGUUAAAAGGUUGCGUUCUCAAUUCAAACACUCACGUGAUCUUAUUCCUAAAUGAUGAUUCUCCUGUGUCUCUUAAACCUUUGACAAAAUAACACCAGAACAUUCAGAUCUGCAUUGGCGCUGCCGCUGAUCCAGAGAGAAAGCCUUUAUCAUGUGAACAAGUCUGUUCAACCACACAGUGUCAUUAUUUCUGUGUUACAUAUUCAUAUUCUCACAGAAGUACUGGGAUAAACGUUUAUAAUUCGGAUAUAAACACUGAUGUCUAUGGAAGUGAUCAAAAUAGAGUAAAUCGCCUUUUGAAAGUAACUCGAUGCUUCAAACAGGGCCGUAACCACCAUAGGCACUGAGGGGGACAAGUCCCCCCCCAAGAAUUGGAAAUGGCCAAAUUGUCCCCCCCAAUAUAUUAUAUUUUUUUAAUGCUACUCUGUAUUACACACUGCUCUGUUUGUUGUCAGGAUGACAGUUUAAAAAGUUACAUUUUAGGCUGAUCUGCCUCAGCAAUCUAACAGCGCUCGUCAAUGUCAAAAUGAUGGCCAAUCAGAUCAAAGAAGGCGGGGCUUACUAUUCACUAAAGGUGAGUGUGAGUUCUAACUUUUAGUACAUUGAAAGAGCAUGUGCGUGGCAAGAUAUAAGUAACUAAACAUUUAAUAUUUGACAACUGUUUUACAAUGGAUAUAACGACCCACAGUAACAUACAGAGAUACAAACUACUUUAAUGUAAUUUCACCAUUUUGAAUUGAAAAUAUGCUAUCAUUUAAAUGAUCUCAUUCAUAACUGAAUGUGAUGAGUCAAGAAACAUUUUUUUUCACAUUUUUGACAUUAGACAUACAAACAAGAGUGAAUGUGUGCAUAAUUUUAAAUAAAAUAUUAUUUGCAAAAAGUUUAAAUGGAUUACUUCACAACUAUAUUACUAUAAUGAGACCUGGAACUUCUUUUACCAUUCUUAUUUCUUCUUUAUUCCCUUAAAUCCCUUUUAAUCCUUUAAUUAUUUAAUUUAUUUAAAUAAAAAGACCCCCAACAAACAAACAAACCCCCCCAUCCCCCCAAUGUUCAAGACAUGGUUACGGCCUUAACGAUUGUGUCGAUUACACCAUUACACCAGUAGAUGGCGACAAGUGACUGUUAGAAAAAUGUAUAUGUCAUUGAAUCAUUCAUUCAAGAGAUUCGUUCAAAAAUGCUGAUUCAUCCAGUAAUGAAACAAGUGAAGUCUUUAUAAGUGAGUCAUUGAAUCAUUCACUCAAACAGUCUUUUAAAUAAUUCAGUUGAAUUAAACAUUUUAAAUAGAAUGCAGCAGUUAACAUUUUGUUGGAAUCUCUAGUAAACUACAUUAUUUUGUUUAGUUGUCUGUUCAGAAUCGUGAUCUCUCUGUUUGAAACAACAAAAUCGUGAUUCUCAGUUUAUCCAGAAUCGUGCAGCUCUACCCGUAUUAUUACAAAAAGGAGAAAAAGCACCAGAAAAGUGCUCCAUGUGACUAGUGUGAUAUAUUGAAAGUCUUCUGAAGCCAUAUGAUAACUUGUGUGAGUCUCUUCAUGUUCAUAUAAAUCCACUUCCCUAAGACUAAUCAUGUGUAAAUCAUAUUUAAUGUAAACAUGACUGAAUUGUGUAAGUGAUUCUCUUUAUUUUUAUAUCAAGUUAUUUGGGGUAUCAGAGUCUAAAAUCACCUGUAAUCAAUGUGAAUCUCAUGAGUCUUUGUGUCCGUUAAAAUAUAUAUAAAUGUUGAAUUAAUUGUACAGAAUGUUUUAACAAAAAAUAAAACGCUUCCGAGA